Procambarus clarkii (red swamp crayfish) is the source of this 3962-nucleotide messenger RNA. The record is from RefSeq and is a predicted model, not a curated record. Lineage: Eukaryota; Metazoa; Arthropoda; Malacostraca; Decapoda; Cambaridae.
CGGCACAGCCCUUCCUUCGCCCUGACACCGGCUCAAAACGGCACAAAAAUCUCACGCAAAGCGGCCCGCAUCUUCCUGAAAGCGCUAGGAAUUUCGUCGUAUUUGUUUAUAUGAGUUUUGUAACUGUGUAUUUGGUGCGUGCGACGUUCCGACAGUUUACGAGUGGACGUACCCUACAAAAACGGCUCCGGUGCGGGGAUAUUUUUUUUCCUUAAAACCUCUGGGUCACUACGGGCUGCAGGACCCGCCGCUUGAACAAGAGACGGCGACUUGAAGAGACGGACAGGAUGAACCGGAAGGCUGUGCCCAAAAGGAUGGGGGACUCCUUCCGCGCGCGCGACAUCAGCCUCAAGGCGCAGAAGAAGUUGCUGAGCAAGAUGUCCAACAAGACCAUGGCCAAGAACUUCAUCGACGACACCCUCGCCUCCAUCCUCGACAACAUGUACAGCCUGGCGAAGGCCUAUACUGGUAACAAGAAAGAGGCGGAGAAGCUGGUGAAGAACAUAAUUAAGAUCGUCGUCAAGAUCAACAUUCUCUACCGGAAUGACCAGUUCUCCCAAGAAGACCUCAAAGUGGCCAACCAGCUUCGAAACAAGUUCACAACGAUUGUCAAGACGGUCAUCAGCUUUUUUGAAGUUGACUUCACCUUCGACAAGGCCUUUCUUACCAAGAAUAUCAAUGAUUGCCGUGGCCUCCUAAAGCAACUUGUAGGGAACCACCUGACAGACAAGUCUCUCGGGAGGAUAGACCAUGUUCUCGACUUCUUCACCGAGGCUGCCUUUCUGGAGGAGAUGUUUAGACCAGAGUCACCCCACCGUCCAACACUUCAGACAAUUAUAGACGACAUGAGCAAAGCUUUUGAUGAAGGCGGGAUCUGAAGUGUAAAAUUUGUGUCGGUGCACAGUGUCUAAUCCGAUAUUUUUGAGUCACAUGAUUGGGAUUUUUGUGCUUGGGUACUAAUACUUAUAAUUUAGUAUUGGUAUUUACAAUGGAUGAAAUAGUGAAGAGUUAGGAGGAAUUGUUUUGCAAAUGAAUUGAACUACCCAUGUAUCAUAAUUUUGUAGUUAAUAUAACAUUAUCAUAAGUCCCAUAAAUACAUAUGGUUAGGCAUAAGGAGUUGCUAAAUACUGUGGCAUUAUAUGAAGUAUUUUGUAUACAGUCAUUACUGGGACCUUCUUUAACAAAACCCAUUUUAUUGGAAGAUAUUUUUUAUAAUGUUCAUCUCAUAAUCUUCUGUAAGGUACAUGGACAAUUAGUAAUGCAUCUCUCCAUAUUAAAAAAUACUUUUCCUGCAAUCAGAGCAAUUACUUUAAAUAUUACACCAAACAUUAGUCACAGCACUUCUUUGCAAUAUUCUGUUUGCAAAGACAAAACAAAUUUGCUCAAAAUUUGCCGAAGAUAUUUUUUGUAGAGUUUAGUCAAGACCUUCUAGUGACCUUACUCGAUCACAACCCGUGAAUGGGUUGACUUGCAAACUAUUCAAUCUGGCCCCUGUACUAAAAGUGAGCAGCUUUGCCCUUGCUUGGGAUGGUGGGAGGGGAUAGUUUGUUAAAAAAAAAAAAGUUACAAAUUAUUUUUUUAAAUUCUUUAAUAGUUGCCAAAUAAAGAAUGUUGUUUAAAGAGGAAGUGGCAAAAACCAUGAUUUUUAAAUAGACUAGAUACAAAAUACCUAUGCAUUUUCUUGCAUUGCAUUGCACUUUUUGAAACAAGAGUGCAUUUAAUGUUCAUCAUGGAAUAAACUUUAGAUAACUCUGCAGCUGGGUCCAGUCCUGGCAACUUCUCCCUACAUUCUCCUUCCUCUUGGAAAUAGCUACUUGCUCAAUGCUUCACCCCCUUGUCACCAAGCACUGUUGUUCUCAUUAAGAAUGUCUUGCCGAGCUGAAGUAAAACAAAAGCAGUAAUGUUUAUGCUCAUUGUAGCAAAAAAUGCCCUUGCGUGAAGUGAGAACCAUCAAUUUAUCACAGGGCAUGAAAAUCUUGCAGUCAGUAUUAUGUAGAUAACUGGUACUGUACUGUGUGCCAAAAUAAACACAAUACUUAAAUAGAAAAAAAAAAAAACUCGUGUGGAUCCUAUGAAUUUUCUAAGAUUAUGGUAGACCAUAUGUAGAUGCACAUUGAUUUAAAUAUACCACACCGAUAUGUAGGGGUAACAUUUUUAGGAGGUAAAAUCCCUUUUCAUUUAAUUUGAUGUUUAAACAGAUUAAUAAAGCUAUGCAUAGGUGGUUAUUCUGUGGAUUUCUUUAUUUUCAUCAUAAAUCGGAAUAAAUCUUUAAUGGGUCUGCACUGUUCCUUGUUUAGCCUUCAUAGGUCUCGUGAAACCUUAACAGUAACAGCCCUGUCACCAGAAGUUUCGUUUGACUACUGUAUUACAAUACAUCAUGCACAUGUUUGAUAUUUUCUUGUUAGUUAUUAUAAUUUUUGGUGCACAACUUUAACAAAACAAAUGCUUUAAAAUUUACCUGAGCAUUUUCAUUAUCAUUAUUCAAUUGUUCAGUGCUGGGUCACUAUAUUUUCUUUAUGCAUAUUUACAGAAACUACUUGCAUUACUUUUUAUUUACAAUUUUUGUUUAUGCAAAAUUGUUUAUCGGAUACAUGCCAGGUGUAUAGCCUUGUACAGUAUAUAAUGACCGAUUGAAUCGCAUUAUUCUCUUCUGGCAGUAAAUCUUGACAGUAAAGAGUAAUUUCUUCUAUUUAUUGGUGUAAUUUCUUCACUUGUGAUGUUCAUAUCCGUGCUUCCAAUGUGUCUAUAAAUUUUAUGUAAAUAAGUUAUUUUGGCAAUGUCUAGAAAAGGCCCCAAAGCUAACGUUAUUUGACGUAAUUUGUAUGAAUAGGUAAUAAAUAGCAUUGAGGAGACUGCAGCACGUGCUAAUUCUCAUGUGUUCAUCAUGAUGAUGAAGCAAACCAGAUCAUCACUCCAGACAUAGGAUACUUUAUUUUUAAUAACUAUUAGAUUUAAUAUUUAUAAAAGUUUUUGGCAAUACCCGUUACCAUUUUUUUUUUCUUAAACUAAAUGUUUUAAUCAAGGUUGAAAAAGAGUAACCGGUAUUAGUGGCAUGUGUUUGUAGUUUAAGAAAUCUCUUUAGUACUUAAGAUUUCCAGGUGAGCCUUAUUUAUUGACGUUUUAGUUUUAUAAAUAUACACAUUCCUUGAGAGGCCUUUGCUGUACCAGCAUAUACGGUAAGGUAUGGAAAUUUUAUUUUCAGUUGCAAUUUGUAAUUUUUAUUUUGCAUCUGGUUCAUUCCCAAAGUGUGAAAAUUGUAUAGGAGGAAAUUUUAGAAAAGGGUUUAAAUCUAUUUAGAGGAUUAUAAUAGGCAUUUAAUGGAAAAUAUACUUUACUGAAAGCAUAAAUAAAUAUAAAAAUAAAGGACUUUUUUUUUUAAAUUGCAUUUAACUUAAAAAGUUGAUUUAAAUUACAGCAUAAGAAUAUUAAUUAUUUGGUGUAUAUAUUUAGCUGCUUUUUCGUAAAGUUGUUAAAUAUUUCAUGGUUUACAUGCAUCUGCUCAUACAAGCCUUAAGUGGCAAGCAUUGAGGGUAGGCAUAUCAUUCUUGAAUCAUCUAAAUAGUAUAUCGGGGUAUAAUUUCCCUCUUAAAGAAAGAGUACAUAUUCAAUCAUUUAAUUAAUACUGAAGUACAGUACAUUAAUGGCAUGUUCUUGCUUUAUUAUUUUUUAUAUCAAACAUUUUAGUGUUAAAUAUGACUGUGAAAUCUGCUCCUCAUUAUCUAGGAUUCUAAGGACUGAUAAAUCCCCAGGAGCAAAAGGUUCAAAUUGGGUCUGAAAGGUAGAAAGACAUUUUAACAUUUAAAAUGAAGUAAUUUUCAAAUCUGGAUUGCCUGUUUUUUUUAGUUCCUAAAGUACAAUUAGUAGAUCAAUGCCUUUAGAAGAAUAUUUUUAUUGUAUAAUGGAACUGUAUGCAAUGUAUACUUAAACAUAUAUACCUGCAUAAUAAAUUAAGUUUUCAGUUA